ACGUGCAUGCAUAAACCCCACUGGUUGUUAUUCUCUGCUGUGAAGGUUCUCCUUCAAUUCUUGCGGAGAAAGCCUGUAAGUCUGUAACUUACUAACAGAAUCAAUUACUACCAAAAUAAUGGGUCAUAACAAAACUAGGCGAUCGAAAAUUCACAAUUCCCAUCGUGGGCAAUCCAGCAGGACCAAUCAACUGGAUCGAGAAGAUGAGUCGCUUCCAUCUGAUCAAGUUCCGGAAGCGAACGCAAAUGUCCCCAGAAUACAGCUUGCAAUGUGGGACUUUGGACAAUGUGAUGCAAAAAGGUGUACAGGACGCAAACUUGCAAGAUUUAGUUUAUUGAAAGAGUUACGUGUCAGUAAUGGUUUUGGAGGCAUUGUUCUAAGUCCUGUUGGGACUCAAUGUGUCUCUAAAGAAGAUCAUAGCUUAAUAAAGAGGAAAGGAUUAGCUGUCGUGGAUUGCUCGUGGGCACGUUUGAGUGAUGUACCAUUUGUGAAAUUGCGUUGUGCUGCUCCUCGGUUGUUACCGUGGCUUGUAGCAGCAAAUCCUGUAAAUUAUGGUCGACCCUGUGAACUGUCUUGCGUAGAAGCAUUAUCUGCAGCUUUGAUAAUAUGUGGGGAAGAGGACACUGCAGAGUUGUUGCUGGGGAAAUUCAAAUGGGGUCAUGCUUUCUCGAGUCUUAACAGAGAACUUCUAAAGGCAUACUCUGAAUGUGAAAAUAGUGCUGCCAUCAUUUCUGUCCAAAAUGAUUGGCUUUCUGCACAAAGUCAGGUUCCAAAAGCAGUCCCAGAAGUUGAAGCAGCAGAAGUAAGCAAAGAUGAGGGAUCUUAUAGUGAUUCAGAUGAUGGGCUUCCACCACUCGAAAGGAAUAUGAAUCAUUUGAACUUCCAAGAAAGUGAUGAUGAAAGUGAGUAGGUAGAAUCCUACUACAUUUGCGGUUACAUGGUGACUCACAGCAAGAACAGCUCCAUUCCCACAUCUGCUUCCUUGGAUUGAUAGCUCUUGAGCCUUAACCUUUUCUCCCAGACUAACGCGACUCUUUAAUUGUUAGAGUAAUUUCCUUUGUAAAACCAAAGCAGUUGCUUGGAUCUACUAUCUAUAACUGUUAGGAUUAUCAAGUCACGGCAAAACUGGUAGAUCGGUGCAAAAAGAAUAAGGUUUCUUUGGAUUUUCUUACAGUUUAGUCUGUAUGUUACGUAAAUGGUUCGAUACUAUCAGAUAGUUGCUUCGAAGACCUGCCUGUAGAAAGAGCUGUUCCUCCCAAGCAGUGGCAUUGUAAAUAUGCUUUUCAUAUCAUUUAUAGUAGCUGAAGAAUUGUUUACAUGCUUUCGCAUCAUAUGCUUUUAUACCUAUGAGGUAAGUUACUAUGACGCAAAGUGCACUUCAACAAAAUUUUACCAGCAAUGCUAUAAUUAGGAUUUGUUAUUUAUACUUGUUGGUCGGAUGUAUCAGUCAAGCGUAUGUAUACUGAUUACUGAGUGAGCAAAAUCAUUCAGAAAUAUUUACAAUACUUGCAUUUAGGAUUUUUAAAUCA
This is a messenger RNA of Jatropha curcas, 1529 nucleotides long. NCBI's taxonomy places the organism in Eukaryota, Viridiplantae, Streptophyta, Magnoliopsida, Malpighiales, Euphorbiaceae. The record is from RefSeq and is a predicted model, not a curated record.